Molecule: messenger RNA, 4845 nt
Organism: Rhizoctonia solani
Lineage: Eukaryota; Fungi; Basidiomycota; Agaricomycetes; Cantharellales; Ceratobasidiaceae
Product: Retrotransposable element Tf2 protein
Exons: 7
Coding region: 1-4845 (1614 amino acids)
Biological process (GO): proteolysis
Molecular function (GO): nucleic acid binding; zinc ion binding; aspartic-type endopeptidase activity
Source: RefSeq, a predicted model, not a curated record
AUGCCAAGUGCCGGAACCACAAAUCCGUUGCCUCAUGCAGCAGCACGGCGGGCCACGGCUGACAAUAUUCAAGAGUUACAAACCAAGUAUACACUUCUUGAGAGCUUGGUUCAAGAUCUCGAAGAAGCCUACGCAGCAAAUAGGCAACUUUGCUCUAAGGUUGUACACUUAGAAGCUCAGCUAAGCACGCUUGGAGAUACAGUACAAAGCUUACUAGAAUUCAAAUCCCGAGCGACAAGGCUGCUACAAGUCCUAGUGUCCAAUCAUGGUGUUGAUGAACUAAAAGCCCAAGUUUUGUCUCUGGCGUUACAGUCUAACAACCCAAACACGUUUCUGAAGUCUGUUGUGGAUGGAGAAAAUCCAUCAGAUGAAACCAACGGGAACGGAGGAAAUACGCUAUUACCAUUGGGGAGUACGCACGCAGAUACCAAGAUGAAUUCAGAACAACUUCAGCUUCAACUUCGAGAUUGCCAACCAAUGAAAACUGUUUGCACGAAGGUGUUAUUGCACCUGUUUGGGGCGAUUAAGGAACUGAAGCCAGAGCUUAUACUGUAUCCUCAUGGACUCACCCGGAAUGACCCUGGUUGGCCUGGAGAAGGCGUUGGAGACAAACGCCGCCCGUUCCUUUGGUUCGAUUUUACCAAACCACCCGAUGACCCUAUCAACGUUGAAGGCUUCAAGGAAUACUGUAAGUUUGUUCGUAAUUGGGGCGCAGAGCAAGUUCCAGCGGCGACCAAUAUUAUUGCAAAGGCAACCGAUGCAACAAUCCAGGAGCAAUGCCAAAUGAAGUAUAAAUACGAGGCCGAGAAAUACAAACAAUACCUGAAAGAGCGCAGCCAAGGUGAUGUCCCACCCACAGACAAUCAACCUGAAGAGAGCGGGAAUACUGGUGAAAUGGCGCAGGUGCCGGCCCGGAGGAAGAGGAAGACUGCUUACUAUCGGUCCAGAGCCGAAGCGAAGCUGAAAGCACGAGCUCGGAAGCUCAGCAAGAUGGUUAUACCAUACUCCACUAUGGAGUUACAAACCUUCUUAACGCCCGGUGCUCAAUCGGACGAUGAGAGCAAGUACGAAAUUCUACAAGACGGAACCAAGCGCAAGACUGGUCGAUAUAUCACUCAUGGAUGGUCAUUCAUGAGCAAACAAUUCAAAAAUCUGAAGGAACUUGUUGAUGCAGUGGCUGACCCAGAGCCUCCUGUUCAUGGAUUUCAACCUCAAGCGCCUGGAUCUCCCUGGGAAGGAAUCCCGCCAGCAAACACAUGCAAUCAAUACCUUCUUUGGGACUGGAUGAUUGAGCCUCAGAUUCUUGCGGAUCAUCCUGAGUGGCAUUGGAGGAGGUUGGUGAUUUCUGACAACAAGCCGAUUCAGACCCAAGCUUCAACUCAAGCUAACAAGCAAAAGCAAUGGCCUACGACUCACACAAGUAGCCCUGCUCAAUCUCUGGAUAUCAAGAAAGCUUGCCUGGAUCUAACUGCCGCCCAGGAGAGACUUAAAAAGGCGCUUGCUGGAGAAACUCUUGAAGAACUGGGACUUGCACUCCAAGAUGAAUUGGAGGGCGGUCUUGAUCCACCACAAGGCAAACUUGAGAACCCAAGAGAAGAGAAUGAAGAGGAUGAGAGUGAAGACAAUCUCUACAAGCGGUUGACGCAGACUCUUAGCGCCAGAACAAUAAAGCGGCCCAUAAGUCCUGUUACAGGCACCAUCUCCCCCACAUUGCCCAUCAUUACUUCCCGCACCCCCUCUUGCGCUUCCUCCCGCGCCUCCCAGCGCACUGCAUCCCACCAAGGCCGUUCAUACCCCCAUGAGAUGGCAACCCGCUCCCGGAGCACCGCUUGUCCCGCGUCCCCUCUUGAUCAAGGAGAGUUGGGACCCACUCUUCCGGCAACCGCCGCUGAGUCAUCAGGCCUUGAACCCAAGGUCUACAGGGAAAUCUCCCUCGAACAAGCAAUCUCCCUCAUCUUGGGAUUGCAAAACCAAAUCCUCCGACUCGAGCGGGAACUCAAAGAAACCAAGGAGGCAACCAAGGAAGCCCAAGACUGGAUGGGCGCAGUCAAUCAAGCCCUCACUUGCAUUGAGGCUAGGGGUGGAGCCCCACACACACCAGAAGACCAGAAGCCCCCGGCAAUUGAGGCCACGCCCAGGCCCUUACCCAAAACCAACACUAUUCCAACGCCUAGCGCACCCCUCAUCGCCUGGGCCAACCCCACAAGAGCUCCCCUCCCCUUCGCACAACCAACUCCCGUCCGGGCUCCCCCGCGAGUCCAUACUCCCCCUCCACCUUUGCCUAUCCGCCUCUGUUCCCCCCAACUCCCACAACCAGCGGCCCCUGUAGCUGCUUAUUCAACCCCAGUCAAGGUAGACCACCCUGAUGCCUACACUGGGAAAAUUGGGAACGAAGCCCGCCAAUGGCUUACGCAAAUGUUGGCAUGGGUACGUCUGAACCAACGGAUGUUCCCAACCAAUCAGGAGGUCCUGUCAUUCCUCCUGAUGAAUAUGAAGGACGUAGCGGGAGCCUGGGCUCACCCCCAUCUUGACCAACUAGGGUCCCACAGGGCCUUAAUUCGAUUGGUCGACGACUUCAGGACGGAGUUCUUGGCUGCUUUUGGCAACCCGGACGCUACGCGAGCCGCUGAGCGGCAAAUCACCCACCUUACUCAGACAGGCACCUGUGCUGAGUACAUUACAAAGUUCAGGACCAUUGCCAUGGACCUGGACUGGAAUGACGCCGCCCUUCGUGGGCAAUUUGCACGUGGCCUCCACUGGGAGAACGUAGCCAUGGUCAUCAAUAACGCCCUCCGCGAGGAGCGUGCCAGCCACCCGCCUAAGGGUAAUAAGCCUGGAACCUCUUCCACUACCCCCAAUAGGGGGGCAAGUACCGGCCAACCGGCCACCAGACCAGGACGCUUGUCCAGCGAUCCUAACUUUGUCUCCGAGGAGGAGCAAAACCGCCGCAGGGCUGAAGGCCUCUGCAUCAAAUGCGGUAAGGCGGGCCAUAAAUUUGUGGAAUGCCGCACUGGCUGGAAAGCCACACCCAAGGAGGAAGGUGUCAAGAAGGAAGCCGCCAAAAUUGGCGAAGAACUAAGGGUACCUGCUGCCGCGCGCAAGGACCCCAAGGACUCUGGACUUAUUGAAAUCUGUAAUAUAUUGAAUAGCAUCAAUAUAAUUUCCCCACUCUUCACAAUUUCAAUUAAGCCAGAGAAACAAGCGGACCCACUAGAAGUCCUGAUAGAUUCAGGCGCUACAUCAUCGUUCCUUCACCCUCACACCGCGGAACUACUCCACCUACCCCUAAUAGACCUCCCUCAACCCCGUACCGUAACUAUGCUCGAUGGGUCGAGCCCCCAGGCUGGAAAGAUUUGGAAGAAGGCCCACCUAACCUUCCUAUUUGAUGGUAAACAAAUGACGGAAACCUUCCUGAUUUGCAACACCGGAUCACACGCCGCCAUCCUAGGAAUUAAAUGGUUAGAAGCCCACAACCCUGAAACUGAUUGGAACUCCCGUACCCUCUGCUUCCCACAUACGCCACCAGAACAUGCAACCAUUGCUGAGGAGGAGGAAGCUGAUCAAAAACCCCUUGAAGGAGUUCCCUCUGAAUAUCACCAAUACGCCAAGGUAUUUGGAGAGGAGGAAUUCAAUAAGCUUCCCCCCCAUAGGCAUUACAAUAUUGGGAUCGAGCUCACAGAGGAAGGACCCCUCAACUCCCCCCUUUACAGUAUGACUGAUGCCAAGUCCGCCACCCUCAAGGACUGGCUUAAGGAUGAACUCAAAGCUGGGAAGAUCUGUCCCAGCAAAUCACCUAUCAGCUCCCCGGUCAUGUUUGUCCCAAAAAAGGAUGGCUCCCGUUGUCUUGUAGUUGACUAUUGUCGCCUCAAUAACCGGACAAAAAAGAACGUCUAUCCGUUGCCUUGCCCAGAUGAUCUCAUGGCCCAGCUCCGCGGCGCCAAGAUCUUUACUAAGCUAGAUCUAAGGUGGGGAUACAACAAUGUCCGGGUGAAAGAAGGUGACAAAUGGAAAACUGCCUUCCAUACCAAAUAUGGUUUAUACGAGUCCCUGGUCAUGACCUUUGGCCUGACAAAUGCACCUGCAGCUUUCCAACACUUCAUGAACGAGUUGUUCAAGGAUCUACUGGAUGUAUGCGUCAUCAUCUACCUAGAUGACAUCUUAAUUUACUCAAAAGAUGACGCAACUCACACAAGACACGUCCAUGAGGUUCUGAAGCGGUUGAUGGAUAACCAGCUCUUCUGUAAAGCGUCCAAAUGCACGUUCCACGUCACCUCUGUGGAAUACCUGGGGAUCAUUGUCUCGGACAAGGGUUUUAGUCUGGAUAAGCUCAAGAUCCAGGCAGUACAAGAAUGGCCAGUUCCCACAAAGGUCAAAGAAGUCCAAUUGUUCCUGGGUUUUGCCAAUUUUCUCUGCCGAUUUGUUGCCAACUUCAGCCACAUGGCUAGACCAUUGCACAAUCUGGUAAGAAAGGAUACGCCAUGGAAGUGGGAUACCAGGGAACAGGAAGCCUUCCAGGGCCUGAAGGACGCUAUCACCAACGCCCCAGUACUUUGCCACGCGGAUCCUACCAAACCCUAUUUCCUGGAAAUGGAUGCAUCAGGUGCAGCUCUGGGAUCAAUACUCAGCCAACAGCAAGAAGACGGAAGACUACACCCCUUGGGGUUCCUGUCGGAAUUGUUCAAAGGUGCCAAACAGAACUAUGACACCCAUGACAAGGAACUCCUUGCAAUCAUCCGGUCAUUUGAGUAUUGGCGUAUAUUCCUGGAGGGGACAAAACACCCAAUCACGGUUUUCACGGAUCAUCGCAACCUGGAAUACUGGAAGGAGUCCAGAACCUUCAAUUGA